AUGACGCCUCUGUUGGUGACUCUGUGCCCUAUGACAGAGGGUUAUUCAGUGUUACCUCCGUUCCAGGAGUCCCAGCAGGACAUGGACGGGGAGUCAAGGCAUUCAGAACAUCACCAACAGCCCAUGACACCGAGCCAGUUCCAAGACUGGCGGAGUAGUCUAGGCAAGAGUUCAGCACCAGACCAGGAUAGACUGAACCUGCCAGGUCUUGACCAGGGUUCAGCACAAGACAAGGGAACACUGCCAGGUCUUGACCAGGGUCCAGCACAAGACAAGGGAACACUGCCAGGUCUUGACCAGGGUCUAGCACAAGACAAGGGAACACUGCCGGGUCUUGACCAGGGUCCAGCACAAGACAAGGGAACACUGCCGGGUCUUGACCCGGGUUUAGUGCAGGAUGAGGAAACACUGCAUGUUUUUAACCAGGGACCAGCACAAGACCAGGCGAGUCGGAAUUACUUCCAUCAAGUCCAGGAUCAGGAUCGUUCACUAGGCUCCAAUAAAUGCACAACGGAAGAACAGGAUUCUUCCAUAAAGGUCUCAGUCCAGGAUGAGGAUCCACCAGGGAACCAGGACUAUCAAUGUAAUUUAGACCUGGAGCAAUGCACAGCUCAUAGCGCAGACCAGUGUGAAAACAGGCUGAGUGGUGUGAACCAGGAUCCAGUAUAUCUUGGUCCCGCACAAGACCACAGCAGCCCUCAUGACAUCCCCAUUCUGGUAUCAGCUGGGAACCAGAACCAAACACAGGACUUAAACCAUGAUCUAGCUGGUGUAAUGGAUCUACCACACUGCACAGAUCCAAAUCCAACCCCAAAACAUGACCAACAGAAACUGCUUGGAUCAGACCAGGAGCAGGCCCUAGUGGACCCAGAUAGACGACUUAAACCAAACCAGGACCACACCACAGAUGAGGCUUGUGGGGAAGAUGUGGCAGGGGAAGAAGGCGGCUGUAUCCCAGCGGUGGUGAUCACCCAGACAGAAGGGAGCCGGGGGCCAGUGGUGAAUCAAGGUGGAGAGACAGCGCCAGAGGUAACUGAGAGAGUGGAGGCUGGACCCCUGUGGCCACAGACACCAGCAGAGAGGCCAGAUAUACCAACAGGACCAGAGAGACCACAAAAACUAGCAAUCGCAGCCAUGAUUCCAGUGACCAAUUUAGACCUCAGCCCCAGCCCUCUCAGUGCAGACCUCAGUCCCAGCCUCAUCGAAGGGGGAGACCUACUGGCCUGCUGUGAUCUGCUGUCCCUGAAGAGUGACACUGUGUCCCUGGCCAGGGUUAAAUCCUGCAACUAG
Molecule: messenger RNA, 1290 nt
Organism: Salvelinus sp. IW2-2015
Lineage: Eukaryota; Metazoa; Chordata; Actinopteri; Salmoniformes; Salmonidae
Source: RefSeq, a predicted model, not a curated record